This is a messenger RNA of Linum trigynum, 1233 nucleotides long. The record is from the annotation of a GenBank genome assembly. NCBI's taxonomy places the organism in Eukaryota, Viridiplantae, Streptophyta, Magnoliopsida, Malpighiales, Linaceae.
AUGAUGGCGAUGACGGUUUCCGUCUUCGUGCCCCGCCGUUUCCGGCCAUCCCACGGCGACGCAAGGAUAAAAGGAUUCCCCUCCUCCAUCCGAUGCAUCCCGUAUGCUUCUGCCCUCGGUCAGUCCUCCCCUCCUUUUGUUUUCCGAUCGAGAGUCGAUACUGCCAUUAGCGAUUCUAUGGCUGCCAUUCAAUUCAAUGAUGCCGAUGUGGCUGCUGGGGCUCUGCGACUUGACCAGACCCUGAUUGGCCGGCUCUGUGGCCCGCUCCCAUCCCUCUCAACGCUGCGAUCGAUUGUUGGGCGAGUCUGGAAAUGUGACUUCUCGUUGGCGUUUGUGGAGUGGGACCUUCUCCAAUUCGUUCUUCCUAAUCCAGCAACCGCUCAAAGGAUCCGGGCUGGGUCUCCAUGGGUGUUCGAGAAGUUUCUCAUUCAGGUCCGGCAAUGGGAAACCCCAACGGCAGAGCUGGCGUCGGAGCUCAUCCGCGUGCCCCUGGUGGCGCAACUUUGGGGAGUUCCCUACAACUGCUGUACCGAGCGGCUGGGUUCCUUGCUUGGGGCUGCCCUCGGCCCGUCGGAGCCAGCCACAAUCCACCGGUCGAUCUCUUCCGGCGGGCUAUACAUCCGGACAAAAAUCACUCUGGACCUACAACUUCCCCUGCCAGACGAGGUCUCGGCUGCACAUGAGGAUCCCUCGAAGGGGCAUUUCAAAGCUAAGGUGAAAUUCGAGUCUCUUCCGCAAUUUUGCUUUCUCUGUGGCGUGGUUGGUCAUGUGAACAGGUUUUGCCCCCGAAGGGAAGAACUAUCGGAUCAAGCUCCACGAUAUGGUAAGGAGUUGGUGGCUCGAGAGUUUGGUCCGCGGGUGAACGAGGGUACUUUGGCUCGUCGACGCAAGAGAUUUGUGUGGACUCUAGCGGGGAAUCACCCAGGUGCUCCAGGAGCAGGUCUCAUCCGGUCAAGACAGCCUAUUCGGGGGACUGGCCAAGGCCCAAAGCUGCAGCCUCCUUCUCUCCAGUCUGGCAUGGCCUCACAAUUGGGGCAACUAUGCAUCUCGGCUGAUCCUUAUGCCCAGCCGGACUCAUCCUUGGGGAUUGCUCAUCAACCUGCUGCAGAAGUGGUAAUCUCGCCUGAACCGAUGGCCAAGAAGCCACGCCUGGGGGCUGUUGCUCAGGAGAAUGCUUAUUUAAUCGAGGGGGUGGAGGAAACCGGCCCUAACCGGUCCCAGCCGCACCCAUGA